AAAAUGUCAAGCUAUAAAGACAACUUUGGAAAGAAUGAGGAGUCUGAGAGGCUAGGAUACGAUGACUCAGCCUUCUAUUUCUUUGCCUGCACCAUACUCAUACUGAUAAUCAUUGUCUACAGUUAUUUCCUGUUCAGAGACCUCCUUUUCUCAAAGAGAGUGUCGGAUAAAAACCAAAAAUCUUCUGACCUAGACACGUGUCAGGGAGUUUUGAAAGAUUUUGAGGAUAAAUCCAAAGCUAAACCAUCUAUGGUAAAGUAUAUUCUCAAACUCGGUUUCUUAGCUUUCCUUGUGGUCUUACUCUAUGCGAGUUAUAAAGAGGCAGGAUCUGUAGAGCAAAUGAAGGCAUUUGAUCCUUUUGAAAUUUUGGAUAUCCCUCAUGAUGCAGACACUAAGAUGAUUAAGAAGGCUUUCAGAAGAAAAUCAGUAGAGACUCAUCCAGAUAAGAAUCCAAAUGAUCCUCUAGCAGCUAGUAAAUUCUUACAAGUCACCAGAGCUCAUCAGGCAUUGACUGAUGAAGAUUCAAAAGAGAAUUACAAAAAGUAUGGGAACCCAGAUGGUCCUGGCCCGAUCAAAGUGGCUAUAGGCCUUCCGUUCUUCUUGAUGAAGAAGGAGAACCAGAUAGUGUCUCUCUGAAUAUCAUUCCUGUUCAUCUUGGUUUUGAUCCCACUAGGGUUCUUCUACUGGUAUUCUAACUCCUACAUUUACACUGACACUGGGCUGAAGGAGGAUGACGGAAGAAGGUACGCUCAGGUCCUUAAUGAAAUGAUGAGUUUCCAAGAUUUCCCUAAACUUGCUGGUUGGUGAUCUGACCUUGAAAGCAUUAAAAUACAAAACAAAACUGAAGUAGAAAUGCUCAUCAAGCUCAAUGCUGAUAAAUUGAACAACAGAGGUCCUAAAGUUGACAAGAAGAAAGGAGUCUUGGCGAACUAUAAAUGCCACAUGUUGCUUUUAUUCUACAUGUGCAGAGCAGAAGGAAUUCCAGAGAGAUACAAAGAAGAAGUUAGCCAGAUUGUUCAAAAGAUCCCAAGCCUUAUUGAUCUUUGGCUUGAGAUUUCGAUGUUCUUCCAUGUCAAUUACGCGAGAAAGGUAGUGAGGAAAAAUAUUCCUUUCAAGACAGUUGUAGACCUGAUGAAUUUCUCUCAACACGUAAUUCAAGGAAUGUGGGAGAAAGAUAGCGAGCUCAUGCAGCUUCCUCACAUUAACACAAAUGCAUCGAUUGCUAUUCAAAAGAAAAUGAAGAAGAAGACAGUUAGUUUGAAGGAAUAUGUAGAAUUAUCCCCAGAAGAGAGGAAAAGUCAUGGUGUCCUCAAAGAUGCUGAAAUGGAGCAUGUAGAGAAAUGGAUCAAGAAUCUCCCUAAGAUUAAGUUUAGUUCUAAACUUUAUACUGAUGGAUUUGAAGAUAUCAUUGGUGGCGAUUUAGUAACAGUUUCUGUAUCUAUUGAUCGUGAGGAUCUCUCAGUACAUGAUAGAGUGCCUCCUAUUUGUUCUACGACUUAUCCAUUCAGUAAAACUCCUACAUAUCACAUUUUCAUCACAGAUAGGACUGAGAAAAUGAUUAUGGGAAACAUGAAGCUAACAGGUACGACUAAAGUGCUGACUAGCGAGAUCAAGCUACCAACUCCACCCACCACCAACGGAGAAUGCAUGCUGAAGAUCUUCUGUUUUGUAGAUUCGUACAUCGGUUUUGACCAAAGCACAGAGUUGAAAUUCACAGUAACUAAGUAUGAUGAAGAAAGGGACACAUUCAAAUAUCAUGAAGACGAUAUCAAGAGGGAUCCCUCUCUCUUUGAGCAGGCUCUCCAAGGCCUUAAGGAGCAAAACUCAGACGAUGAGCUUGAGUCAGACUCUGAUGAUGACAAAGGAUUUGGGUCAAAGAAGCAUCUUUCCAAAAAGUCCAGCGAUGAUGAGAUCGAUGAUGAGAAAGAUGAUUAA
Moneuplotes crassus is the source of this 1935-nucleotide messenger RNA. NCBI's taxonomy places the organism in Eukaryota, Ciliophora, Spirotrichea, Euplotida, Euplotidae. The record is from the annotation of a GenBank genome assembly.